This is a messenger RNA of Ostreobium quekettii, 1050 nucleotides long. NCBI's taxonomy places the organism in Eukaryota, Viridiplantae, Chlorophyta, Ulvophyceae, Bryopsidales, Ostreobiaceae. The record is from the annotation of a GenBank genome assembly.
AUGGUGCCCGACGGAGGCCGCGCGUCGAGGCCCGCCUCCGCGGCCAACCUGCCGCCGCUGGCGGCGUCCUCGAGGGGCGAACGUGCGCCGGGUGGGGCCGACGUGAUCAGGCAGACCCGUUGGCCCGGCAGGGCCGCGGGGGGCAGGAGGGGGUCGGCGGUGCAGGCGGCGUCGGGAGGCACUGCUGAGAGAUGGAUAGAGGACAAUUUGGACAUGGGCCCUGUGGUGAAGUCCAGCCUUGUGGGAUCGUCGGGGUGGUCUUCACAAUACAUCUAUGAGACAGACAGUGGUGUCAAAUUGUUUGUGAAGACUUCAAGGGGCAGUGACGAGGGCAUGUUCAAAGGGGAGGCUCUGGGGCUUCAGGCUAUGUACGACACCCACACCAUGCGCAUCCCCAAGGUGUACCAUUUUGGGGUGCUUCCUGCCAAUGGUGGAUCCUUUAUCGUCAUGGAGCACCUAAACUUUUCGGGCCGGGCCAGCCACGAGGAGCUGGGCAGGCGACUUGCCCAGAUGCAUCUAGCUGAGCCACAGGAUGACAAGGCGCGCAAGGGGCUGUUCGGAUUUCCUGUGGACAAUACCAUUGGUGGCACUCCCCAGCCCAAUGGCUGGAUGGACAACUGGGUGGACUUCUUCAGGGAGAGGAGGCUCAGGCACCAAUUGGAGCUGGCAGGAGAUGGACGCCUGAUGCAGAUGGGUGAGCGGCUCAUGGCAAGUCUGGAAACUUUUUUCGAUGGCGUGUCUGUGAAACCCAGCGUGCUGCAUGGUGACCUAUGGAGUGGCAACAUCGCGGCGGUGGAUGGGGAGCCCUCCAUCUUCGACCCUGCCGUGUAUUAUGGCCACCAUGAGGCGGAAUUCGGGAUGUCUUGGUGUGCAGGGUUCUCGGCCGCCUUCUGGAAGGCUUACCACGACAUCAUCCCAAGAUCGCCUGGAUUCGAGGAGCGAAAGAAAAUCUACCUCCUGUAUCACUACCUCAACCAUUACAAUCUGUUUGGAUCAGGCUACUACGGCGAGUGCCAAUCCCUGCUGUCCCAGCUCACCCGGAAGCUGUGA